GUCGUCCAUGGCGGCGCGGUCACGUCUUCAAAGAUGGCAGCGCCCAUGCAGCGGCGCUGUAAACGGCGAUCAAUAGCGAUGUUGCGAGGACGAUGUCUGAUGCUUGCUGAGGGAGGAGUGGCCAUUACACACCAUCUUGUUUGAUUUAUUAUGAUCGGUUUCUUUCAUAUUUUUGUUGACAUCAAAAAAAUAUCUAAAUACUGCUCGUUUCUCGGCCUAUCCUCACAUCGGGUUUGUCUCAUUGUUGAAAUAAUCAUUAUCAUCAUCAUCGCCAUAGAGUCGGUGGCAACAUUCGAGAAAGGCGUAUAUUGUUUCUAAUAUUUGUAAUGGUGGUUAGGUAAAUAAAUGGUCGCCGGAAAACGAUACAGAAUGUUCACGCGUCAAUAUUUAACUAUACAUUGAAGGACGUACACAUUCUGCAGGAUUGGUGUGGCAAAUACCCAAUGGCUAAUACCAAAGAAAGAUCAAAUCGAAUAAGCCGUUGAAUAUAAUGCGCGACUACAGUAAGAAGUUGGUAUGCUUUAGAUAUAUCUGUGAGGGCCUGCAUUAUGUGUUCAGGUUUUAUGUAGGCGUUUUUUUUUUAUUACUCAGAAGAGAGGUGCGCUCUCUGGCGCUACUUUGCCGGUCAGCAUACAGGACUAUUAUAAGCCUGUUUGCUGGAGCUGUAUAUACACACACGGCAAGAUUCCGACCCUGCAGAAGCUUUCGCUUUAAGCAUUGUCAUUUUGGCAGCAGUCAUAGAAGCCUACACAAAUGCCGGUCGGCUGCGUAUGCAUGCUGUUUCUCAGUAUAGAGCGAAGAACGAGGAUAUAGUUGGUGCGUCCUGUAACCUAUCAUGCCAUUGAGCUUGUCAUGACUACGCGUGUGUUGCUCAUAAUUUCAUUUGUGUGUAUGUUUUCAUUCCAUACUUCGCGCAGUUAUGAGAUCAUACGACCUCUUCAUACGUGGCGAUGCGCCUCCGCGCUCAUUCACCCAUCAUCAUUAUUUUCUUCUUGCUGUCAUAUGUCAGCGCUGCAUGUUUGAAGGCCAUACUAAUUCAGUCUGUGAGGAACGACAUUGAAUUUCACGUAUACGUUUAUUACCGACACACGGAAGGGAAAGGAAAAGGGAAGGAACGGAAUAGCGUGCGGCCACAUCAGCUCGUUAUUUUUUCAGCAGCUAGCAUGCUUACCUAUGCGUGGCGCUGGCGCGCCUUUCGCGAGCAGCGUAUGCGCGCGGUCGGGCAGUCUCGAGCUGCUACCCGCCUUGUUCAAACGAUCCCCGGGGACCGUUUACCGCGGAUACUGCAGCUGCCUCGACCACGAACCUUCGUGCCGCUGCAGUCCUCGCGGAGACGCAUCGAGGCCGGCCUGGACAGCAUGGACAACUACGUCAUGAUAGAGAAGAUCGGGGAAGGCACGUACGGCGUCGUGUACAAGGCGAGGUGCAAGCGGAACAACAAGACCGUGGCGAUGAAGAAGGUCCGCGUCGAGGGCGCAGACGAAGGAGUGCCGUCGACGACCAUACGAGAGGUGACCCUCCUCAAGGAGCUGACGCACGAGAACAUAGUGCGCCUCGUAGACGUCGUCAUGCCGGGAUCCAACAGCGCCAUGUACUUGGUGUUUGAGUAUAUGGCCACGGACCUCAGGAGGCGCCUGGACUCGCUGCCCAAGGACAAGAAGCUGGAUGUCGCCGUGGUCAAAAAGUACGUUCGCCAGAUCCUUGACGCCAUCGUCUUCUGCCACCAGCGGCGAGUACUGCACCGUGACCUGAAGCCCGCCAACCUGCUUAUCGACCGGGAGGACACGAUCAAGGUGGCCGACUUCGGCUUGUGCCGCGCGCUCACGCUACCCGUGCGCCCGUACACGCACGAGGUGGUCACCCUGUGGUACCGAGCCCCCGAGGUCAUCAUGGGCACCCGCCGCUAUUCGACGCCCGUCGAUGUUUGGAGCAUCGGAUGCAUCUUCUUCGAACUGGCCACGGGCAAGGUUCUGUUCCGCGGGGACUCGGAGAUCGACCAGCUGUUCCGCAUAUUCCGCGUCCUGGGCACGCCGACGGACGAGACGUGGCCCGACGUGGCGCAACUGCCGAACUACAAGCCGAACUUUCCCUUUUGGAAAGAGAGCAUCCUGUCCGAGCUGCUCCCGGAGAUGGACGGCGAUGCGGUCGAUGUGCUUAAGAAGAUGCUCCUCUACGUUCCCGGCAAGAGGAUAUCGGCCCGAGACGCCCUGGCACACCCCUACUUCGCCGGCUCGAGUGCUUCCAAGCAGGCCGACGCCGAACUCAAAGUGGAUUGAGGCAGAGUGCGCCUUCCGACUCCGCAGGCACCGCAGAACCCGGAGAUCUUCCACCGCAGAACACGGAUGGUGAAAUGCGAAGAGCACGGCUUCGGGAAACGGCAGCGUAGGGUUUUCAGUUGUAAAUAAAGAGAGUUCAAACGCAUGUUUAAUGUAUGUGAUAUUUCAUGAGGGCUGGCUACGGGAAUUUAUUUUAGUUUGACCUCUCUGCAUUUCAUAUCAUUAAACGUUUCUUUCUCUAUCUCUCUCUCUCGAUUAGGAAAAGCAAUACGAGGACUGCCGCGAAUAAAUAUCGCGAAAAAGGUGCAACAUCUACUGCUCAAGCAGAAUCUCGCUUUAUGCUAGUUAGAUGUUCAUGUCGAAGGAAAGCAAGCGGCGCAGAAAAAAAAAAAAAAAGAAGACAUGUGCAGAGUAACGGGACCUAGGCGA
This is a messenger RNA of Dermacentor andersoni, 2705 nucleotides long. RefSeq names its product cyclin-dependent kinase 1-like. NCBI's taxonomy places the organism in Eukaryota, Metazoa, Arthropoda, Arachnida, Ixodida, Ixodidae. Gene Ontology annotation, molecular function: cyclin-dependent protein serine/threonine kinase activity; ATP binding. Gene Ontology annotation, cellular component: nucleus. Gene Ontology annotation, biological process: G2/M transition of mitotic cell cycle; protein phosphorylation; mitotic G2 DNA damage checkpoint signaling. The record is from RefSeq and is a predicted model, not a curated record.